This is a messenger RNA of Phialemonium atrogriseum, 1317 nucleotides long. Its product is annotated as putative enolase. The record is from RefSeq and is a predicted model, not a curated record. The coding region runs from base 1 to 1317 and encodes 438 amino acids. Gene Ontology annotation, molecular function: phosphopyruvate hydratase activity; magnesium ion binding. Gene Ontology annotation, biological process: glycolytic process. Gene Ontology annotation, cellular component: phosphopyruvate hydratase complex. NCBI's taxonomy places the organism in Eukaryota, Fungi, Ascomycota, Sordariomycetes, Cephalothecales, Cephalothecaceae. The transcript is spliced from 5 exons.
AUGCCUAUCUCCAAGAUCCACGCUCGCUCCGUCUACGAUUCUCGUGGCAACCCCACCGUCGAGGUCGACCUUGUCACAGACACUGGGCUGCACCGAGCCAUUGUCCCCUCUGGAGCAUCCACCGGUCAACACGAGGCCUGUGAGCUCCGUGAUGGUGACAAGUCGAAGUGGGGAGGCAAGGGCGUCACCAAGGCCGUUCAGAAUGUGAUUGACACCAUUGGCCCAGCUCUUAUCAAGGCGAACCUCGACGUCAAGGACCAGUCGGCAGUCGACAAGUUCCUCAUCGACCUCGAUGGAACUCCCAACAAGACCAAGCUUGGAGCCAAUGCUAUCCUGGGAGUCAGUCUGGCCGUUGCAAAGGCUGGUGCUGCUGAGAAGGGAAUCCCUCUCUAUGCCCACAUCUCUGACCUUGCUGGGACCAAGAAGCCCUAUGUGUUGCCGGUGCCCUUCAUGAACGUUCUCAACGGAGGGUCCCAUGCCGGUGGCCGGUUGGCUUUCCAGGAGUUCAUGAUCGUCCCAUCCUCUGCCCCUUCCUUCUCCGAGGCCCUGCGCCAGGGAGCUGAGGUGUACCAGAUCUUGAAGAAGCUCGCCGUGAAGAAGUACGGCCAGUCUGCCGGAAACGUCGGUGACGAGGGUGGUGUCGCUCCCGACAUCCAGACUGCGGUAGAGGCUCUCGAUCUGAUCACCGAUGCCAUUGAAGCGGCGGGAUACACCGGCAAGGUCCAUAUCGCCAUGGACGUUGCUUCCACCGAGUUCUACAAGGAGGAGGAGAAGAAGUACGACCUGGACUUCAAGAACCCCGAUAGCGACCCGACCAAGUGGCUCACCUAUGAGCAGCUGGCUGCUCUUUACGGCGAUCUCUGCAAGAAGUACCCCAUUGUCAGCAUUGAGGACCCGUUCGCAGAGGAUGACUGGGAGGCGUGGAGCUACUUCUUCAAGGCCCAGGAUAUCCAGAUUGUCGCAGAUGACUUGACCGUCACCAACCCUCUGCGCAUCAAGAAGGCCAUCGAGCUCAAGGCUGCCAACGCCCUGCUUCUCAAGGUCAACCAGAUCGGCACCUUGACCGAGUCCAUCCAGGCCGCCAAGGAUUCCUAUGCUGACGGAUGGGGUGUCAUGGUGUCUCACCGAUCCGGCGAGACCGAGGAUGUCACCAUUGCCGACAUUGUUGUUGGUCUCCGAGCUGGCGAGAUCAAGACUGGCGCUCCGGCUCGAUCUGAGCGUCUUGCCAAGCUCAACCAGAUCCUUCGGAUCGAGGAAGAGCUCGGCUCCAAUGCCGUGUAUGCCGGCGAGAACUUCCGCAAGGCUAUCAACCUCUAA